AUGCAGAAGAGCGUGCGGUACAAUGAGGGCCACGCUCUGCAUCUGUCUGGGGUUGCCCGUAAAGAAGGCGCCAAACGCGGCUUCCUGAGCAAGAAGACGACGGAGAACAGCCGCUGGGCAGAGAAGUACUUCGCGCUCUACCAGAACGUGCUCUUUUACUUUGAAAACGACCAGAGCGCGAGACCCUCCGGUAUCUACCUGCUCGAGGGAUGCACGUGCGAGCGGGCACCGGCGCCCAAAGUCUCCGCCAUCAGCAAGGAGCCAAUGGAGAAACAGCAGCACUACUUCCUGGUGAUUUUUGGCCACGAUGGACAGAAACCUCUGGAGCUGCGUACCGAGGAGGAGUCAGACUGUAAUGAAUGGGUGGAGUUCAUCCAGCAGGCCAGUUACUCUGACAUCAUCAUCGAGCGUGAGAUCCUGAUGCAGAAAUACAUCCACCUGGUCCAAAUCAUGGAGACGGAGAAGGUUGCAGCCAAUCAGCUCCGCACUCAGCUGGAGGACCAGGACACUGAGAUCGAGAGGCUUAAAGCUGAGAUUGUAGUGUUGAACAAAGCCAAGGAAAGGAUGCUGCCUUACCAGAACAACCAAGAGGAUGAAGACCCAGAUAUUAAAAAGAUCAAAAAGGUGCAGAGUUUCAUGCGUGGCUGGUUGUGCCGGAGGAAGUGGAAGAUCAUCGUCCAGGACUACAUCAGUUCCCCUCACGCCGAGAGCAUGAGGAAGAGGAACCAGAUCGUCUUCAACAUGGUGGAGGCGGAAACCGAGUACGUCCACCAGCUCUCCAUCCUGGUGAACUGCUUCCUCAGGCCGCUCCGCAUGGCCGCCAGCUCCAAGAAACCCCCCAUCAGCCACGAUGACGUCAGCAGCAUUUUCCUCAACAGUGAGACCAUCAUGUUUCUGCAUGAAAUCUUCCACCAAGGUCUUAAAGCUCGGAUCGCCAACUGGCCAACGCUGGUUCUGGCUGACCUGUUUGACAUCCUGCUGCCCAUGCUGAACAUCUACCAGGAGUUUGUGCGUAACCACCAGUACAGCCUGCAGGUGUUGGCCAACUGUAAGCAGAACAGAGACUUUGACAAACUGCUGAAACAGUACGAGUCCAACGCCGCCUGCGAGGGCCGAAUGUUGGAGACUUUCCUCACUUACCCCAUGUUCCAGAUCCCACGAUACAUCAUCACCCUCCACGAGCUGCUGGCACACACACCUCACGAGCAUGUGGAGCGGAAGAGCCUCGAGUUCGCCAAAUCCAAACUGGAGGAGCUGUCAAAGAUGAUGCACGACGAAGUGAGCGACACGGAGAACAUCAGGAAGAAUCUGGCCAUAGAAAGGAUGAUUGUAGAAGGCUGCGACAUCCUGCUGGACACCAGUCAGACGUUUGUCAGACAAGGGUCUCUCAUCCAGCUGCCGUCCAGCAGCGAGCGGGGCAUGCUCAGUAAGGUGCGUCUGGGCUCGCUCUCUCUGAGGAAGGAAGGAGAGAGGCAGUGCUUCCUGUUCACCAAACACUUCCUCAUCUGUACCCGAACAUCUGGAGGAAAACUUCACCUGCUGAAGCAAGGAGGAGCGUUAUCUCUGAUAGAGUGUACUCUGAUAGAAGAGCUUGAUGCCAGUGAUGAAGACUACAAUGCAGCGGGUCAGGGCUUCAACCAUCUGGAGUUUAAAAUAGUGGUGGAGCCUCCCGAUGGUCAGUCCUUCUCCGUCGUCCUCUUGGCUCCGUCACGCCAGGAAAAAGCCGCCUGGACCAGCGACAUCAGCCAGUGCAUUGAUAAUAUCCGAUGUAACGGCCUGAUGAGCAGCGUGUUUGAGGAGAACUCCAAAGUUUCUGUGCCGCACAUGAUCAAGUCCGACACCCGGCUGCAUAAAGACGACGUGGACAUUUGCUUCAGCAAGACGCUCAACUCUUGCAAAGUGCCACAGAUCCGAUACGCCAGUGUGGAGCGUUUGCUUGAGCGUCUGACCGACCUACGUUUCCUCUCCAUCGACUUCCUCAACACCUUCCUGCACACCUACAGGAUCUUCACCACCGCCGCUGUCGUCAUCGACAAGCUGGCGGUCAUCUACAGGAAGCCGUUCACCUCCAUACCUGUCAGGAUCGAACAGCUUUCAUGUGAUCGUCUGUCCAUCAUGUCCCUCUGUCCCGACUACAGUCUGAAGAUCACGCGGCUCGCUCUCGACCAGACUAAGUCUCUGGAGCUCUUCUUCGCCACCAACCAAGGGGGCACGUGGGGAUCCGACCCUUUAAACAACAAAUCGCCGAGGCUGUGCCGCAAGUUUUCCUCUCCUCCUCCUCUCUCCAUCCCCUCCCGCACCUCCUCCCCCGUCCACAGCCGCAAGCUCUCCCUCAGCUCCCCUAUCAAUUCCAAAGCAGGAGCCUUAGACUUGUCCACCACUCCUUCCUCCUCUGCAGCCAACUCCCCCACCUCCACUCACAGCCCCUCCAUCUCUUCUCCGCCUCCCAACUCGACCAGGCCUCCCUCUGGUUUUUCCUCUCCUCCGCCCACCGCCACACGCUCCCCCAGCUUCCCACACACCUCUUCUGGGGUGUCGUCUCCGCCCCCCACCUCCACCAAAGCCCCCCUGGACCUCAGCCGUGGUCCCAGCUCGCCGGAGCUCAGCCCGGUGGCGGCGGCAGUGGCGGAGGACGUCAGCGGGGAUCUGCCUCGCAUCGAUGCCUUCUGUGGGAAGCUGAGGCGAAGCAUCCGCAGGGUUGUUCUGGAGUCAGUUUCUCUGGAUAAGUUUAUACCUGAAGCUCCAGCCAGCAGCGAGCCGGGUGACAUGUCUCCCUGCCGCUCGCCGUCGACGCCGAGGCACCUUCGCUACAGACAGUCAGGAGUCACAUCGGGGGAAAACUCUCGCUGUACGAUGUCGCCGGCUUCAGCGUUCGCCAUUGCCACUGCUGCCGCGGGGCACAGCAGCUCCCAGGGUUUCAGUAAUUCAGAGAAAUCCUGCGACAAAGAAUUCAUUAUCCGCAGAGCAGCGACCAACCGAGUCCUCAACGUGCUGCGACACUGGGUCUCCAAACACUCCCAGGACUUUGAAAUGAACAGCGAGCUGAAGAUGGGGGUGAUCGGUUUGUUGGAAGAAGUGCUACGAGAUCCAGACCUGAUGCCCCAAGAGAGGAAAGCUACAUCAAACAUAUUAAGUGCCCUUUCUCAAGACGAACAGGAUGACGCUCAGCUGAAGAUAGAAGACAUAUUACAAAUGAUAAGCUGUCCACUACUACACUUCAUCGUGACGGAGAGUACUAAAGCGGAGUGUUUUGAGUCUCUCUCGGCCAUGGAGCUGGCAGAACAGAUCACACUACUGGAUCACAUUGUUUUCAGGGGUAUUCCCUAUGAAGAGUUCCUCGGUCAGGGCUGGAUGAAGGUGGACAAGUCGGAGAGAACGCCGUUCAUCAUGAAAACCAGCCAGCACUUCAAUGAUAUGAGCAACCUGGUGGCGUCUCAGAUCAUGACCCAUACUGACGUAGGCUCCAGAGCCAGCUCCAUAGAGAAGUGGCUGGCGGUGGCCGAUAUCUGCCGCUGCCUCAACAACUACAACGGUGUGCUGGAGAUCACCUCUGCUCUCAACCGCAGCGCCAUCUACAGGCUGAAGAAGACCUGGGCCAAAGUCUGCAAACAGACGAAGGCGCUAAUGGACCGGCUGCAGAAGACCGUUUCAUCAGAGGGGAGGUUCAAGAAUCUCAGAGAGACACUGAAAAACUGUAACCCUCCGUGUGUCCCGUACCUGGGCAUGUACCUCACUGACCUGGCUUUCAUUGAAGAGGGAACGCCCAACUUCACUGAGGAGGGCCUGGUCAACUUCUCCAAGAUGAGGAUGAUUUCUCAUAUUAUCCGCGAGAUUCGUCAGUUCCAGCAAGCACCUUACAGGAUAGAGCACCAACCCAAGGUGACUCAGUUCCUCCUGGAUAAAACGCUGGUGAUGGACGAAGAUACUCUCUAUGAGCUCUCACUGAAGAUCGAACCUCGAGUACCACCUGGCUAA
Messenger RNA from Scomber scombrus (Atlantic mackerel), 3975 nucleotides. RefSeq names its product Ras protein-specific guanine nucleotide-releasing factor 2a (gene rasgrf2a). The record is from RefSeq and is a predicted model, not a curated record. Gene Ontology annotation, biological process: positive regulation of GTPase activity; Ras protein signal transduction. Bases 1 to 3975 code for a protein of 1324 amino acids. Lineage: Eukaryota; Metazoa; Chordata; Actinopteri; Scombriformes; Scombridae. Gene Ontology annotation, molecular function: protein binding; guanyl-nucleotide exchange factor activity. Gene Ontology annotation, cellular component: plasma membrane. The transcript is spliced from 29 exons.